Molecule: messenger RNA, 1156 nt
Organism: Dermacentor andersoni
Lineage: Eukaryota; Metazoa; Arthropoda; Arachnida; Ixodida; Ixodidae
Source: RefSeq, a predicted model, not a curated record
GAAUUGUUUGGCCUUAUAAAUAGUCCUGCCAAUGGGACGGAGCGUCAGUCGUACUUCUUUUCCAGCAGUUGUGCUAAGCAGCCGCGUCUCUUUGUCGGCACCAUGAGAAGAACUGCUAUCCUGUUAUUUAUCGCGGGCUUCGUUGCCUUGUCAGCAUCAAGUGAGGUCCUCACUGAAGAAAAUUCUUCUGAGGAAGGAGACGGCAAGAGCGACGUUGAUUUGCUUCGAGAUGAACUUGAAGUCCUCUGCAGUGAUUUUGAGUCCACAGGUACUGAGGAGAAAGAAGAGUCAGAGGAGUACUUUUUUGGUAAGCUGUUCAAGCGUGUCAAAGGCGCUGCUGACGGAGAUGGAAACCAUACGGGCCGUGGGCGAGGAAGAGGUCGAGGACGAGGCCGCGGCCGUGGCUCUCGGGGUUCUGACGGUGAAGGCGAAGGACGCAACUCCUCAAAAGGUCUCGACUUCUUCAGGAAGUUCCUUGGGAAAAGGAAGGCAGGCGGCAAUUACUCAUCGGACGUCGACGGAGCCUCCAAGAAGGAAGAACUACUGAGAAAGUUUAUGGGGAAAAAGAUGGGCUCCGGAAGCGGUGACGCAUCCAAUGGCGGCGACUUCCCGAAGAAGCACCUCGAGGGCAAAGCCGCCUCCUACGCUGCCCAUGAGGAAGAAUUCGACGAUGACAAUGUUUCUCUGGAGAAAUUCUGUGCCACAAUUUUCGCGAAGGACGAAGAAUGAGCGACGGCUGCUGAGGUUCUUACUGCAUGACAAAUAAAACAUUCCUCGUAUUCGAGUGCCAAAUUACGCGUCAAGAAAACUAAAAUAUCACAGAGCCCAAACACUUUGAACGUGUAGACGUCUGCGCAGUUUGCCCGUCGUAAGAGGCGCUAAAGGGUGUGCUUGGUUUCCAUGGUAACGCCAUACGUAGGCGUGGAACAUCUCCAUUUGUGGUCGUCACUCAACCUUCUUUUUAAUGAUGACAAAUUAACUAGGCAAAAGGCCACUCUGGCGCAUAAUUCUUCUCGGUCAGGAAAAAAAAAAAACAUAUUUGCGUCUUUUGUGUAUUUUCCACCGCAUCAUAUCAAAACACCAGCGUAAAAGCUCAAUCCUGAACCUUUCCGGGUGAAGAAUUAUGAAUAAAGAUUGAUCAUUGUGGACAGUGCAA